AGCUGACGCAAACCACGUGCACGCCCCCGAUUGGGAGCUGCGCACUCGAACGUUGAGCCAGCUGCAUCAAGAUUCAAGGCCAGUGUCUCCUGUCUCCUCUGAUCUUGUUAUAGCCGUCUCUACCUCUCUGCAAUGGCGGCUCAUCUGCUGCUCUCCGUGUCUCUCCUCCUGAGCUCACUCUCCGGGGCCGUGUCCACGACGUUCACUUUGACGAACUCCUGCGGCUACACAGUGUGGCCGGGUCUGCUGUCGAGCGCGGGCUCGUCGCCGCUCUCCACGACGGGCUUCGAGCUGGCGCCGGGGGAGUCGCGCUCCGUGGACGCGCCCGCGGCGUGGUCGGGCCGCAUCUGGGGCCGCACGCUCUGCGGCGCAGACCCGGGGUCCGGCCGCUUCUCAUGCGCCACAGCCGAUUGCGGGUCCGGGGCGGUGGAGUGCGGCGGCGGCGGCGCCGCCCCGCCCACCACGCUUGCGGAGUUCACGCUGAACGGCGCCUGCGGGAACGACUUCUACGACGUGAGCCUCGUGGACGGGUCCAACCUGCCGGUGGUGGUGGUGCCGCAGGGCGGUGCCGGCGCGGCGUGCGGCGCGACGGGGUGCCUGGUGGACCUGAACGGGCCGUGCCCGGCCGACCUGAAGGUGGUGGGCGCCGGCGGCGCCGGCAUCGCGUGCAAGAGCGCGUGCGAGGCGUACGGGCGGCCCCAGGACUGCUGCAGCGGCGACAACGGCACCCCCGCGACGUGCCAGCCGUCGGCCAGCUCGCAGUUCUUCAAGAACGCGUGCCCGCGCGCCUACAGCUACGCCUACGAUGACGCCACCUCCACCUUCACCUGCACGUCCGGCACCGCCACCUACCUCAUCACGUUCUGCCCUAGCAUCUCCAGCCUCAAGUCGUCCGUGAGCAGCAGCACGAACCCGCCGCCGUCCGGCUCCCUGCCCCUGAUCAACGACACGGUCUCCUUGGCCGGGCGGGGCGACGGGUACUCCUCGUCCUCGUACCCCUACGCGUCCGCGUCGCCGGCGGCCCCGUGCCCCCUCGCGCUCGCGACCGCCGCCGCCGCCGCGCUCACGUGGCUCCUCGCCGCCCCGCGCCACCAACUGCGGUUGUAGAGCGAGCGGCCGAGCCAGAGCGUCCCACGCGCCACGGGGCAUGGGCCACGGCUCCCCGUGGCGCGCGGUCGCUGCCGACCCCCCGCGUCCGCGCGCGCCGCCCGUGCGGUGCCCCUCUCCCAGCCAGGGAGGCAGGCACGGCAGGGAGGCCUCGUGGAGCCGCGUGGCGCUUUGACAUCGGGCCGUAGCGCACUAAUUGUAUAGGCUAAAAUUAUUGUGGAUCGAGGAGCAGUAGUAUGAUUCUGCAAGGGGAAGCAAGACGAUUUGUUUAAUUAGGAUGGGGGCAUUAAACCCUCAAUAUCGAGGACUGAGAUUGCAGCAACCAACUUGCAUCAACUGAUUCGUUUUU
Messenger RNA from Panicum virgatum (switchgrass), 1456 nucleotides. RefSeq names its product thaumatin-like protein 1. Bases 133 to 1107 code for a protein of 324 amino acids. Gene Ontology annotation, cellular component: extracellular region. Gene Ontology annotation, biological process: defense response. Lineage: Eukaryota; Viridiplantae; Streptophyta; Magnoliopsida; Poales; Poaceae. The record is from RefSeq and is a predicted model, not a curated record. The transcript is spliced from 4 exons.